ACUUUUAAUUUUGAGACAAGAGUCUCACUAAGUUGCCCAGGGUGGCCUUGAACUUGUGAUCCUCCUGCCUCAGCCUCCUGAGAAGCUGGCAUUACAAGCAUGUACCAUUGUGCUCAGAUAAAGUAUAGGUUUUAACAAGAUUAAGAUACAUGUAUUGCUCUGUAACUUGCUUUUCAAUAUGACAGCGAUCUUUCUGUAUCAGUUCAUAGAGACCUUUGUUCUCUGAGUUGAAUGAUACAGAUAGUCCAUAGUUAAACCAUUUCUUUAUUGGACUUUUAAAUUGUGCUAGUUUUGUAUGGUUACCAAGAGUGAAUGUCCUAGUAUAUGCAGUAUAUUUUUAAGUGUUUGCUGAAUGAAUAUUUCAAGUAUCCAGUAGAAAUAUUAACUGUGAUAGAUUUAAAUUGCUCUUUGAGUAUUUGUAUCCAAUUAUAGUCUUACCUAACAUAUACAAAUUUUCCUCUACUUUGAAAAAAGAUGAUAUUUAAAAUCUUGAAAUUUUUGCAUUUUGAUAGUUAGAAUAUAAUGCUUUAUUUGAAUUUAUCUCUGACUACUGAGGAUGAGUAUUUUUAAAUUUUACCAAUAAUUAUAUAUUACACAGCAUAUAUGUUUUAUAAUAUAUAAACAUUAAUAUACACAUAAUGUAAACAAGAAUAUAUGUAUAUAUGUAUAUAUCCCUUGAUGAAAUGUUUCUGUUUAAUCUAAAAAGUAGCUUUUCAGGGGAGGAAUAUUUAUCUGCCAUGGCCAAUGCACCAGGUCACUAGUUCUGAAGAGACCUGUUUAAUGACCUGAAGUACAAUGUAAUUGUUAGUAGAAAACUAGAGAGAGCAACAGAAUUUAUCUAACCAUAAAAUCGAACAUAACCCAUUGAUUAUGGGCUGAUGAUGAAGUUAUUAUCUACUAAGAAAGAAAGAUUUUUUUGGUACUAGAAAUAUGGGUUACAUAACCAAAAAUAGUGAUGUUUUAUUGGCAAAAAAUUACAGUAAAAACACAUACAAACAUCUCCUGAUGUCUUAAAUUUGACAUCUUUGAAUUACAGAGGAACCAUUUAUUUAGUUUAAUUUGGAGCUCAUAAUGCUCUUCUAGAUUGUAUUUUACUAUUAGGAAUUCUUUAAAAAAUUUUUAUCAGUGCAUGAUAAUUAGACAUAUUAGUGGGAUUUGUUGUUACAUGUUCACAUAUGUAUACAACAUAAUGUGGUUAGUUUCAUUCCCUGGAAGCAUUCUUUAUCUGUGAUGUCCAACAAAGUAGCCACUAUGUACAUGUAGCUCUUUAAGUUUCUAUUAAACAAAAUUAAAACUUCAGUUGCUGUCAUACACAAACUAGACUGCAAGAGUUCAAUUGCUGCAUGUAGCUGGUGACUACCUUAUUGGACAAAGCAGAAAGAGAAUAUUUCCAAUGUUGCAGAAGUUAAUUCUAUUGGCUAGUGCUGUUGUAGAAUGAGCAGAAAGGGAAAUGGAUUUUAGUUGCUAGCUGACUCAUCCAUGGCGCUGAACUGACCAGAAUCUGCUGUAUGCCUCAAAAGGAUGCUUUCAGAGAAGCUGAAGACAGCCAUGGUAUAACUUCUAAGCAUGAUUUGCUUCUCAGAUUUAUCAAAGCUUAAAAAGGUUUGCUUUAAGAAACAGUGCUCCCUUCAGAAUGGAAGAAUUUAUCUGCCUCCUGUUUGAUGGGGUUCAGAGCUAAGAUGGCUGAAUAAAUAAGCAUGGGGGACUGGAAUCUCCUUGGAGGCAUUCUGGAGGAAGUUCAUAUUCAUUCCACCAUGAUUGGAAAGAUCUGGCUCACCAUAUUAUUCAUAUUUCGAAUGCUUGUUCUGGGAGUAGCAGCUGAAGAUGUCUGGAAUGAUGAGCAGUCUGGCUUCAUCUGCAAUACACAACAACCAGGUUGCAGAAAUGUAUGCUAUGACCAGGCCUUUCCUAUUUCCCUCAUUAGAUAUUGGGUUCUGCAGGUGAUAUUUGUGUCUUCACCAUCUCUGGUCUACAUGGGCCAUGCUUUAUACCGACUGAGAGUUCUAGAGAAAGAGAGGGAGAGGAUGAAAGCUCAAUUAAGGAGAGAACUGGAUGGGAUAGAGUUUGAAAUGCCUGCGAAUCAGAGGAGAUUAGAGCAAGAGCUCUGUCAGCUGGAACAAAGGAAACUAAAUAAAGCUCCGCUCAGAGGAACCUUGCUUUGCACUUACGUGAUACACAUUUUCACUCGUUCUGUAGUUGAAGUUGGGUUCAUGAUUGGACAGUACCUUUUAUAUGGAUUUCACUUAGAGCCUCUAUUUAAAUGCCAUGGUCACCCAUGUCCAAAUAUAAUCGAUUGUUUUGUUUCAAGACCAACAGAAAAGACAAUAUUUCUAUUUUUUAUGCAAUCCAUAGCCACUGUUUCACUUUUCUUAAACAUUUUAGAAAUUUUCCACCUAGGUUUUAAAAAGAUUAAAAGAGGGCUCUUGGGACAAUAUAAAUCAAGGAAUGAACACAAUGAAUUCUGUGCAAAGUCAAAACAAAGUCUAGCCAAAUAUCAGAGCACAUCUGCAAAUUCACUGAAACGACUCCCUUCAGCACCUGAUUAUAAUCUGAUAGUGGAAAAACAAGCACACAGAGUAGCAUACCCAAGUUUAAAUUCAUCUUCUGUAUUUCAGGCAGAUCCUGACAAUCAUGACAUAAAUGAUGAGAAAAGCAUUUUGGAUGAACAGGAAACUAAUGAGAUGUACACACUUAGUACUACUUGCAGUCACCCUCAACACACCAGCUCAAAAAAUAACAAAGACACUCAUAAAAUAUUUAGAAAAGAAGUUAAUGGUAACCACUUGCGGGAAAAAAGAGAAGUUGAUGGCAAAGAGAGCAAAAAGAACCAUUAUUCUAGAGAUGACUGUUCUAUUCCAGGUAUUGCUAUAGAUACAGACAACCACAUGGGGCAGUCACCCCACACAACUUUCUCCCUGGCAGCAGACUCCUGCACCUGGAAACCUCGGUGGCUCAGUACUACCUGGGGUCCCUCUAAAGAAGAUGCAAACCAAGGGUCAUCUCCUAUAGGUAACCUCCAGGGCCAGUUCAGAGAGGGCACUAUCAGAAACCUUCCUCCUUCACAGAGAGACUUCCAACCACUUGACAUUCCAAAUACUUCAGAUUCUUUGGGAGAGUGGUCCUUUGAGUCAAAGUUUAUUAGAACCUGCAAUAAUUCUACAGAUUGUCCUCCAAAUCAUUUAAUGUCCUUGACGAACAACUUCAUUGGUAGGAGGGUCCCAACAGACCUUCAGAUCUGAACCGUUGUUGCUUUUAGAUAUUCUGCAUAUUAUGUCAUCAGAGUAGUAACAGUGGUGUUGGAACAUGGAGAAAAUAGAUAAGGAUAUUUCUAAAGACCAGCUGUUGAGAUAGACAACUGCAAACUCAUUUCAGAAAUGGAAAACAUCUCUAAUUCUGAACUGUGAAGGGGGAAGUUCUAAAUUCAAAGACGUAGGGUAGCCAAAUUAGGAUGUAUUUUUUAACCUCCCUUAACAAUAUGCGAAACUGACUUGGGGAAAAUCACAUGCUCUGAUUCGAUCCUAAAUGGUUUGGGAUCAGAUUUUUCUCACAGCCUUAGAAAAUUGUUCUUGAUCUAUGUAAUUACUCCUUUUAGUUACUAAUCCUUUAUUUUGGAUACUAGGUUAAUGUUGUUUGUCCUGGGACUUAAUAACUUAGUUUCUUUAUAAGCUGCAAACUGAUGUGUGUUGAA
Ictidomys tridecemlineatus (thirteen-lined ground squirrel) is the source of this 3688-nucleotide messenger RNA. RefSeq names its product gap junction protein alpha 9 (gene Gja9). Lineage: Eukaryota; Metazoa; Chordata; Mammalia; Rodentia; Sciuridae. Gene Ontology annotation, molecular function: gap junction channel activity. Gene Ontology annotation, cellular component: connexin complex. The record is from RefSeq and is a predicted model, not a curated record. Gene Ontology annotation, biological process: cell-cell signaling.